GUCGAGAGUUAAGGGUCUUGAGACUGACAGCAGCUGAGACUGGCAAAGAGGUUCAAGAACUGAAGGAAGAUGUUAAAUCGAACCCUGCGGAGCUCCAUCGCCGCCGUCCGCCACUUCACGGCGGAGGCGCAUGUGGAGACGAAGGCGGCGACCGCCAGUGUGGAGAAAAGCUCGAGCGGUGGCCGAGACACGCUGGGAAGGAGACUUAUGAGCCUGGUGUUUCCAAAACGCAGCGCUGUGAUUGCCAUACGGAAAUGGAAAGAGGAAGGGCACAAGGUGCGCAAGUAUGAGCUCAAUCGCAUCGUUCGUGAGCUUCGCAAGCUCAAGCGAUACAAACACGCACUCGAGAUAUGUGAAUGGAUGACUUUACAACAAGAUAUGAAGCUACUACCAGGUGAUUAUGCCGUUCACUUAGACUUGAUUGCAAAAGUUCGUGGCUUAAAUAGUGCAGAAAAGUUUUUUGAGGAUCUUCCUGAUCAGAUGACAGGCCACCCCACCUGUACAGCUCUUCUGCAUACGUAUGUGCAGAAUAAAUUGUCUGAUAAAGCAGAAGCUCUGAUGGCAAAGAUGUCACAGUGUGGUUACAUGAAGCAUCCCCUUGCUUAUAACCACAUGUUGUCCUUGUACGUUUCCAAUGGGCAAUUUGACAAGGUUCCAGAAGUAAUUCAGGAGUUGAAGAGUAAUACUUCGCCAGAUGUUGUUACUUACAAUCUGUGGUUAACUGUUUGUGCUUCGCAAAGUGAUGUUGAAACUGCAGAAAAAGUUUUCCUUGAGUUAAAGAAGGCAAAGCUAAAUCCUGACUGGGUUACCUUUAGUACGUUAACCAACUUGUACAUAAAAAGUUUGCUGACCGAAAAAGCAGCAGUUACCUUGAAGGAGAUGGAGAAAAUAGCAUCUCGGAAAAAUCGAGCUGCAUAUUCAUCCCUGCUCAGCCUGCAUACAAACAUCGGCGAUGAGGAUGGCGUUUGGCGAAUCUGGAAGAAAAUGAAAUCAUGUUUCCGCAAAAUGAAUGAUGCUGAGUACACAUGUAUGCUAUCUUCGCUUGUGAAACUCAAGGAGUUUGAAGAAGCUGAGAAACUCUAUACUGAGUGGGAGUCUGUUUCUGAGACUCAUGAUGCCAGGGUUUCAAAUAUACUUCUUGCAGCGUAUAUCAACAAAGACCAAAUGGAAAUGGCUGAAACAUUUCAUAAUCGCAUGGUGCAAAAUGGCAUAACGCCUUGUUACAGUACUUGGGAGCUUCUUACAUGGGGUUUUUUGAAACAAAAACAUACGGAAAAAGUGCUAGAUAAUUUUAAGAAAGCUGUUGGUAGUGUGAAAAGAUGGGAUCCUGACAAAAGAUUGAUUGGAGAAGUAUUUAACAGGCUCAAGGAGGAAGGCAAUAUAAAAGGGGCAGAAGAACUAUUGUUGUUUCUUCGGAAUGCUGGUCAUGUGAGCACUGAGAUAUAUAAUUCAGUUCUAAGAACUUAUGCAGAAGCUGGUAAAAUGCCACUUAUAGUUGCAGAAAGGAUGGAGAAGGACAAUGUUCAGUUGGAUGAAGAGACUCGCAGACUUAUAAAACUGACUAGCACAAUGUGCGUGAGCGAAGUUCCUAACAUACGCUCUUGAAUGCAAGUGCGAUGUGAAAUUUACUUCCAGAAAAUUAGUAGAAUUGGUUGUUUUUCAGCUAACUUUUUGUAGCCAUAAUGGUUUACUAUAUGAUGCUUCAAAUUAUAGAUUGCAUUUGUUUUCUCGAUCUUUGAAUUUGCUUGUUUAUGUUGGCUGGAUAACAAGAAGGUGGGAUUUGAAUGUGAUCAAGAAAGAAUGCUGUUCAUUGUUCUGAAACCAAAUCUAUAUAUAAGUUGCUUCUUUUCUUUUC
Prunus persica (peach) is the source of this 1855-nucleotide messenger RNA. Its product is annotated as pentatricopeptide repeat-containing protein At4g02820, mitochondrial. The record is from RefSeq and is a predicted model, not a curated record. Lineage: Eukaryota; Viridiplantae; Streptophyta; Magnoliopsida; Rosales; Rosaceae. Gene Ontology annotation, cellular component: mitochondrion. Gene Ontology annotation, molecular function: protein binding. The coding region runs from base 70 to 1605 and encodes 511 amino acids. The transcript is spliced from 2 exons.